This is a messenger RNA of Trypanosoma conorhini, 1659 nucleotides long. Its product is annotated as EF hand family protein. The record is from RefSeq and is a predicted model, not a curated record. Gene Ontology annotation, cellular component: motile cilium. Gene Ontology annotation, biological process: cilium assembly. The coding region runs from base 1 to 1659 and encodes 552 amino acids. Lineage: Eukaryota; Euglenozoa; Kinetoplastea; Trypanosomatida; Trypanosomatidae. Gene Ontology annotation, molecular function: calcium ion binding. The transcript has a single exon.
AUGAACGACCCGAGCGUCCCCAUGGCGUACUCCCCGGGCGUCCUCAUCGGCAACUGGUACGAGGAGAUGCGGGUGCGGGAGGACAAGGUGGAACUUUACAAGUCAGCGGCCAAGACCGGGGCGACGCGCGGGACGGCGGCGCUCGAGCUCACCGACGCCACCCACCUGGAGGAGCUGAGAGACGUCGUCGUGCUUGGCCAGCCGCUGCAGCUGGUGAGCGUCGCCACGGGGGCCGCGCUGGCGCUCGACACGGCCCCCCGCUUCGCCCCCAAGCCGCCGCAUCAGUUCUUAGUGACCGCGGUCGACGCCCCGCAGCCGCAGGUGCGCUCGACGUGGGUGCUGCACCGCGCGAAGGACGAGAACAACGCCGCCUACGCCACGCAGCUGCGCGAGGGGUGUGUGCUGCACUACGGCCAGCGGGUGCGGAUCGCCAACGAGGACGCCUCGGCCGACGGCUUCUGCUACCUGCGCUCCGGGGUGCGGGAGAUCGGCCACGCGGGCAGGCAGGCGCUCACCGCGGCCCUCGGGGCCUGCAGGGACGACGUGUUCGUCGUGGUGCGACCCGGCGAGCGGCGGGACGACAUCCGCGACGGCGCCGCGGUGCAGCUGGGCGACCCGGUCGCCCUCUUCCACGCCGCCACCAACCAGCCGCUGCGCUGCACCCGGGCGCUGCAGAACACCUCCUUCGGCUACGAGUUCGAGGUGAGCUGCAGCUACGCCGGCGACGCCCACUCCCGCUCGCGCGCCGCCGUGACGUCGCACCCGGAGAACCUCUUCCUCAUCGGCGGCGCCACGCACGCGGCGCAGAAGAGCAUGUCCUCCUCCACCGCCACAGCGCUGCGGAGUCGCUCAGACGGCGGCAAGUCGACGAUGUCGCUGACGAUGAGCAGCGGCGUCGGGGUGGACCUCGUCAUCGCACGCAUCCGCGACGGCGCGCUGCGCUUCGGCGGCCGGCUGGGGUUUCGCGCCCUCGCAAAGGCGCUGCGAACCGCCUGCAACGAGCACCGCACGACGACGCUCAACCGGGAGCAGCUGCUCCACGGCAUCCACCUCAUGGGGGUGGCGAUGCAGCCGCUGGAGCUGGACGCGGUGUUCAAGCGGUUUGACCGCAGCGGCAACGGCCUCGUCGUGGCGCAGGAGUUCCUUCGCGAGGUGCGGGGGGAUGCGCCACCGCAGCGGCUGGACGCCGUCGUCGAGGCCUUCCAGCGGCUCACCGUCGAGGGCGGCGGCUCCGUCGACUACAGGGACAUGCUCAGCCUGUUCCGCUUCAACGCGCCGCGGCUGCCGGACGUGGAGGAGGGCGUGAUCAGCGCCGCCGAGGCCGUCUUCGAGUUCGUCAACAGCUGGCCCGGCAAGAACGACACGGCCACCGUGACGCUGGAGGAGUUCGUGGCGUACUACACCGACGUCUCGCCGGCCGUGGACGACGACGCCCGCUUCCUGGCGACGCUGCAGCGGUGCUGGGAGAUACCCGAGACCGACGCCUACAAGAGCGGCCGGCCGCGCCGGCACGUCACCGUGCUCCACACCGACGACACCGCGGAGACCAUUGCAAUCCCCGACUCUUUGGUCAUAGACACCCGCGACGCCGCCGCCGUCCGGGAGGUGUUGGUGCAGCACGGCGUGAGGGACAUCAAAGACAUCCAGACUACCAUGUAG